Microthlaspi erraticum is the source of this 303-nucleotide messenger RNA. Lineage: Eukaryota; Viridiplantae; Streptophyta; Magnoliopsida; Brassicales; Brassicaceae. The record is from the annotation of a GenBank genome assembly.
AUGGAGAUCGAUGAUUCCUCCCUUUACAUCAAUGUGCAUAGGAAGUUUCGCCCUAAUAUCAGUGGAUCCUUAGGUUCUUCGUCGAGCUCAAGGAACACAAAAUCCGUUGGGAUAAGUGUGUUCCCUAUCUGCACAUGGAGAUCCUCAAGUAGACCAACUGGGAACUUAGUCGAUCUGUCAGCGAAAACCAAGAAGACUUUGGUGGAUUUAAACUUGGUGUAUCCCAUUCGCUUGGUCACAGAAUAUGGCAUCAGGUUCACACUCAAGCCAAGAUCACAAAGAGAGCAUGCGAAGAUCAUGUGA